AUGGCCGACACCAACCCCGGAAACUUUGCCAACCGACCCACAGAAGAGGUCCGCGAGAUCGCGGCCAAGGGCGGCCAUGCCAGCCACGGUGGCGGCAUUGCACAGGAGGUCCAGACUGGCAACACUAACCCUGGUAACUUUGCGAACCGCCCCACGGAGGAGGUACGUGAGAUUGCGGCCAAAGGAGGUCACGCCAGCCACGGCGGCGGCACCGAGGCCGAGACCCACUCGGGCACCGGCAACACCAACCCCGGCAACUUUGCCAACCGGCCCAAGGAAGAGGUUCAAGAGAUCGCAGCCAAGGGCGGCAAGGCGUCGUCCGGUUCAUUCGAGCCCGGCUCUGAGAGGGCGCGCGAGGCAGGACGCAAGGGCGGUCUCGCAGGUGGACCCUACUGA
Molecule: messenger RNA, 396 nt
Organism: Colletotrichum orchidophilum
Lineage: Eukaryota; Fungi; Ascomycota; Sordariomycetes; Glomerellales; Glomerellaceae
Product: stress-induced bacterial acidophilic repeat domain-containing protein
Exons: 4
Coding region: 1-396 (131 amino acids)
Source: RefSeq, a predicted model, not a curated record